Molecule: messenger RNA, 2727 nt
Organism: Haemonchus placei
Lineage: Eukaryota; Metazoa; Nematoda; Chromadorea; Rhabditida; Trichostrongylidae
Source: the annotation of a GenBank genome assembly
AAUUGCAACAGCCGCAAUCGCGAGAGAAAUAGUUUUUUUUUGUGGAUGUGUUGCAAGGAAUACACCUUCAGCGAUGGAGUGGGCAUGAUAAGUUACGGGUUUGCAGCGGAAAUUGCCAAAGACAUGUCUUUGGGGGAUUGUGUGCCGAGUUGUUAUCAAUUCCGUUUCCGUGGGAUGAAAGGAGUGGUUGCCGUUAAUCCUUUGUUGGAUGAGCUCUCUGAGUGGGCAGAGAAAAACGAGAUCUCGCGACCGAAACGGGUGCAUGGAAACUGGAAUCUCAAGUUGGUAUUCCGGCCUAGCCAGAUAAAGUUUGAUGCUAAGAGGACUCAGACUGAUUCACUCGAAGUUGUAAAGCACUCAUCUCCUGUGCCGGUCUCGUUGAACAAGCCGUUCAUCUGCAUUUUAGAUCAGGUUUCCGAAAUGCAAUCUUAUGAGUGUCACGCUCGCGUAACGAAUCGCAUCGAGGAACUUCUUGAUCUCCAAUUGCGAGGAAUGGCUAGGACGAUGUUGCGUGAACACGAUUGUCGGAAUAAGUUGAAGGAGCUACCGCGACGUAUAGAUAUAGACAGCCUGUCCGUUGUUUGCGGUUUUCAGCUUAGCACUGAGCCUUUUUUCCGAUCUCUGAUAAAAGCGACGAUCAAAUAUACCGUUACUAAACAAAUGCGUAAGCAACAAAUUCAAAUUCCGUUCGAAAAAGGGCGUACCAUGUUAGGGGUAGUAGACGAAACCGGCCAACUGCAGUAUGGUCAGGUAUUUGUGCAAUACACCGAAAAUCUUAAUCUGAAAAAUCCACCACCAAAGGCGUCGAGGAAAAUACUCUCUGGUAAAGUUCUGCUUACGAAGAAUCCUUGCAUUGUGGCUGGUGAUGUGCGUGUGUUUGAAGCGGUAGAUAUUCCUGACUUACGCCAUUUGUGCGACGUAAUCGUCUUCCCAAUACAUGGACCAAGACCACAUCCUGAUGAAAUGGCAGGUUCUGACUUGGAUGGGGAUGAGUACGCGGUAAUUUGGGAUCAGGAACUGUUGUUGGAUCGAAAUGAAGAUGCGUUCGACUAUACAGCGACUAAACCGGAAACCCGCAAAAUUAAUCCUGAAACAAUGAAUGACGAUAUGGUUAAUUUUUACAUCAGCUAUAUCACUCAAGAUUCAGUAGGAACAAUCUCUAACUCGUUCCUCUUCCAAGCGGACCUUUAUGGAAUCAAUUCCGAAGUGUGUUUGAGGCUGGCAAGGAAAAUUUCGCAAGCAGUUGAUUUCACGAAAACCGGACUACCACCUGCCCCGCUAGUAAGGGAUUGGACUGAAGAUGAGGAGACGGGCAAAGAAAUUCCGCCAGAAAAAAACGAACGUCAGCCAGACUUUCAUUUCGGCAAUGAUUAUGAUCCUACCUACAGAAGCCCUAGGUUAAUGGGUAGAAUUCAUAGAGAAAUCAAAGCAAUUGAGGACGUACUGAAGAUCUCAGAAGACAUUGAUGAGCAGGAAGAGGUAGAAAUGGACAGGUUUCUAUUUCUAAAUGGAUGGAUGAAUUACGAGGAGAUUGCCGAAGCUCAGCUAUCUAAGUACAAGGGAGGCCUAAGGGCGAUCAUGGAAAAUUAUGGCAUCAAGACAGAAGGCGAGAUAUUUUCUGGUUGUAUCUGCGAGAUGCGUAAUCGCAUCUCGGAUCGUGAUCAGGACGACAUGACUUUUUACAACACGAAUGAAGUGAUCGAAAAAAAAGUGACGAAUUUUUUCAAAGAAUUUCGAGCAGACUUUUUCCAGGAGUUCGGCGGUUGGGAGAAGUGCACAAAAAAAGUUGACAAGAGGUUCGCUGUAGAGGACAACAUCUUCCAUCGCUUGGUGCACCAUCCGUCAGUUGGAAUGCAACAAAAAGCUGUUGCUUACUACCGGGUUUGCUACGAAACAGCACAACGAACUCGGGAAAGGAUUCUAUCGUUUGCUUGGUUGGCUUAUGAUGUGUUGGCGGUAGUUAGGCAAGAAAACGUUCUCAAUGAGCAAGACUGCAUACCGGCGUCCACACCGCUUUACGACGUUAGACGAAUUAUGUUCAUUCUGUCCAUGUGGGCAGAUAAAAACGGAUUGUUCGGCGCCCGUCUCCAGAGUCACCAUAUAUCUCUUAUACUAAUAUUAUAUGCAACUGGCCGCAUCGUUGGCUCGAGUAUCAAUCGUGCAAAGCCAUUUUUAGAAAGUGUAAGUGGCUGGCUUCGAAAGGUUUCUACACAGCUGUUCGUUGCAUUUUUCGAGUACUUGGCAUCUCGCGAGUUCCGUAAACUACCGCACCUUUCCUUCAUGCCGCUGGAAUAUUCAUCAGUGUUCUUGCGCGGUGAAUGGAUUCCGCUUCAUGAAGCAGCUGUGAAAACAUACUACAAUAUGGUUUUCAAUCUUCGAUUCGAUGAAGUGUGCAGUGAUCUUCAACAGAAUCCGAGUAGUCUGUCAAUUCGUGAAUGCGAACCUUUCAUUAUUGAGUUACCUGGUAAGGCACUGGAUCUAUUAAAGCGAAUGAUCAUACAGAAAACCGCUGUUGAAGAAAUUAGAAUGCGAGCGCACGUGGUACGAAUGGCAAGUCUUAAGAAUCCUUUUGAAGGUCGAGUUGCUGUCUCGGCUCGCGGUACGGUGCAGAGUUUAUGGGCUCUCAAGGAACUGGUUACAGUGAAGCCGCAGAUCAAGACAGCUGCUAGAGGAAAGGAGAUCUCAAAACAAUUGUCUCGCCUUACUUACGAAAACAUUAUGAGAUAG